Nicotiana attenuata is the source of this 636-nucleotide messenger RNA. RefSeq names its product RNA-directed DNA polymerase homolog. The record is from RefSeq and is a predicted model, not a curated record. Lineage: Eukaryota; Viridiplantae; Streptophyta; Magnoliopsida; Solanales; Solanaceae. The transcript is spliced from 2 exons. The coding region runs from base 1 to 636 and encodes 211 amino acids.
AUGUGUAUAGAUUACCGGCAAUUGAACAAGGUAACAAUUAAGAAUAAGUAUCCACUGCCGAGGAUUGAUGAUUUGUUCGACCAGCUUCAGGGUGCCAGGGUAUUUUCCAAGAUUGAGUUGAGAUCUGGCUACCACCAGUUGAGGAUUAGGGCAUCCGAUGUCCCUAAGACAGCUUUCCGUACUCGGUACGGGCAUUACGAGUUCUUGGUCAUGUCGUUUGGGUUGACCAAUGCCCCAGCAGCAUUUAUGGAGUUGAUGAACCGAGUAUUCAGGCCAUAUUUGGAUAGGUUCGUGAUAGUCUUUAUUGAUGAUAUUUUGGUGUACUCCCGCAGCCAGGAGGAGCACGAGCAGCACCUUAGAGUGGCUCUUCAGACUCUGAGGGAUAGUCAGUUAUAUGCCAAGUUCUCCAAGUGUGAGUUCUGGCUGAGUUCAGUAGUAUUUUUGGGUCACAGGUCUCGAGUUCGAGCCCCUGGGUAUGGCGACGUCUUUGUUAGGGAGCAAGGGUGUGAUGGAGGAGUAGAGGUGACUGGAGAUGAAGAGGAAACCAGUAUGGGUACAGUAGUAUCAGGAAUAGUGAAGAAGUGGGUUUGUGGUGGUGNUCCCAAUGUGGGACUUCCCCUCACGAAUCUGCAUUAG